This is a messenger RNA of Drosophila arizonae, 643 nucleotides long. RefSeq lists its product as uncharacterized. The record is from RefSeq and is a predicted model, not a curated record. Lineage: Eukaryota; Metazoa; Arthropoda; Insecta; Diptera; Drosophilidae.
CAGCUCGCAAAUUUAACAGAAAUGUGUUUUCGGAAUAUGUUGCUUGGCUGCUGUCUGAUUCUGAUGCUGGCCACAAGUCAAGCCCGGCCACGCUACAGUAAAACCUCAAACAGGAAGAACUUUGACCUCAGCACCGCCGGCAGCGAAACCAUCCUGGCCUACGCAGCCAGGCCCCAGCCGCCUAUGGCCCUGACGGGCAAUUACAAUUUGAUAAUGCCCGAUUACUACGAUCACCAUCCAGCAGAGUCGAUGCAGCUGCAGAACUUUGCCGCAUUCUACGACGCCGAGAUGAGUCCGGGCGCCGACCUGGGCAUGGAUGAGUCACAGUUCCUGGCCAGCAGCACGCCCGUGCGUCCGCCAAGGCCCAUCACUGCCGAGGAGCAGCGCAUACGCCAGAAGCUGCAUCCCGUCGACAUCACCCGGGAGAAGAAGGCCCUGCAGAAGCUGAAGAAGGGCAACACAAAGCCGAAGGGCGAGGGCUAUGCCGAGUGGGAUCAGUUCGAUUACGAUCUCUAUAGCGUCAAUCCGGGCGAUAGCAAGAAGUACUAUAACGACUACUAAAUGUCUGUCCAACUUUCUAGCUAUUCCCGUAUUUGUUUAUUGUUUAUUGUUUAUUUCUGUUUAAGCACUGAAUAAAUUAUUU